GCAGGUGAAUAUGACAUCAGAUUUGGAGGGCAGCGACAUGCUGGCGGAGAAGGCAGACCGUAGAGAGUUCAUCGACUUGUUGACCAAGAUGCUUACGAUCGACGCGGACAAACGGAUCACCCCCAUCGAGACCCUCAAUCACCCCUUCGUAACCAUGACCCACCUCCUCGACUUCCCCCACAGCACACAGUACGUCUAGAGAUCCUCUCACAUUUCUCAUUUAGAUAGUUAACUGUUAGCUGGGAGGAACAGAUUAUCUGGAGAAAGUCAUAACAGAUAAAAAUGUAACAGAGGCACAUGUAUCUCUCUCCCUCCCCCUCCCUCUCUUCACAGUGUCAAGUCCUGCUUCCAGAACAUGGACAUCUGUAAGCAUCGCAUGGGCAUGUACGACACGGUCAACCAGAGCAAGACCCCUUUCAUCACCCACGUGGCCCCCAGCACCUCUACCAACCUCACCAUGACCUUCAACAACCAGCUCAACACUGUGCACAGCCAGGUACCUACCAUACACAGUGUGGAUGGUUUUACUCAACACACUCCUCUCCAUUCAUACCCAGGUCGUACCAGCAUAGUGUACUGUCUGCAGUGCUGUGACCAGCACUAUCCUUAACCAGGUCAUGUAAUAAGCUUUUUCAGUGCUAGAUUCAGAUCAGUGUGUAGCGUGUGUACCACUACCAGUGUGUAAUACAACCACUAGAUGGCUUGGUUAGUGUGUUUAUUCAGGCCAACACGGCACACAGCACAGUACACCCAAUCAGCCCACAUCACUUUUUUUGAAAGUAAUGCAAGUUAACUCUCCCUAGUAGAAUGCUAAAGCAUCAUAUUGAGGCCACGACAGCCUGGUAAGGUAUCUGUCUGUCUGUCUGUGCCUCAGGCCCAGUGGGGGCUGUCACAAACUGCUGAUGAGAUACAUGACAACCUUACACUUCCUGCUUGCCUUGCAGUUUAGGCUACCAGCAGGCUUCCUCCUCUUCCUCUCCUCCUCCUGUUUCUCUCCAUUUUGCCUUUGGUGCUUUAGCACGUCAUGCUACUGUAGGGCUGUGUGGGCUGACUGUGACGCUAAAUUGCUGACUUUUGCUUCUGCCGGAAUCAUGAAAUGAUUGCAUGCUAAAGUUUUUCAGAUUGUGCAGAAUUAUUUCUAUACAUUUGUCCCCCUAUCCUACCAUCCCUACCCUAAUUGGAGUAAACUAACGAACAACAAUAUUUCUACUGCUACUUACAGCUAUUUCGCUAACAUCUACAGUACCUGUAGUUAAAUAAUUGUACAUAAAUGAUAUUCCUCUUUCUUCAAGUGCUGGAGUUUCAGCCACAGCGGCCAAUGUCCACAGAUGAACCCGUCUUUCCCAGUAUAAUACCAUUUUGUUAUUUCCUUUUGCAAUACAUCCCUCCAUUUUACUGUGGUGUUACAAAUAGGGAGGUCCUGAAUUUCCCUAGUUUUAACAUUUCUACUGACAUUUUACAAAUAGGUGUUCUUUAUCACCAAACAUACUAUAUUGACUGUUACAGAACCCACUCUGUGCAGAAUGAGGUAAAACUAGACUUCACUAUAUGAUUUAAAUGGAUUCAUGUCAUUUUUUCUACUUCGUCCUCCGAGUGCCGUGGUUCAGGGUGAUAUAGGCAGUGCUAAGUUAGUGAUUUAUUUAGCUGGGGAACAUUGAAACAUCUUAGAGUUUAUUUUUUGCAGGCUCUCUCGUUGUUGUGCAUGAUGAAUGCCACACUGGCAUAUUGAUUAUCUCCCCCGGUGCUCAUCGAGCUUGCUAAGAAGUGCAAAAUGAAAAAUGAACAUGCCGUCUCUGAAUUUUCAACUCCACAGGCUUAAUGAAAAGACAGUAAUUAGUCUGGGUGAUGUCGAACAAAUGGUAUUUGAGUUAAGACCUGAGCGCACUGCGUGUCUUUAAAAGCAUUUGUUCAUAUCAAGGCCAUCUUUAAGCCUUACUUAGGGCUCAUUGAUGGUCUCCCCAUGUCCAGGGUGGAAUUCUUGAGGCACCAAACGGAAGAAAAUGGACUGAAACCGGGAGGGACUACAUAAACUUAUCCAACAAGAACAUUCGUUUGCAACGGUGUACCCUAAUAGAUACGGCCCAGGUUUUACAACAUACAUUUCAAGUGCCUGACACCUUAGAAAUAUGGCUGCUCAAGGAUAGCAAUGUGGAGUCAAGAUAGUGAAGCCGAGAGACAAAAUGUCAGUUUGCCCCGUAACUACUCUGCUCAUUAUUAGACUUUGUUAAGCAACAUUUCAAUUUUAAGAGCAUUGCAUAAGCUUGAUUCUUUCACUUAGGAAUCCAGUUGGCUCUCUCCAUGUUGACCCUCCUCAUAGAUAAUUGCUUGUCUUGAGUACUGGGUCCAGGAUGAUUUGGAUGCGUUGAGACAUAUUGUUGUGUAGCUAGAGAGAAGACAAAGACACUCGUCUCCAUAUCACCCUUUCAUCUAACCUUACCAGGGCCCAUGUUCACAAAGUGUCUGGGAGUGCUGAUCUGGGAUCAGUUUUGUCUUUUAUAUCAUAAUGAAUAAGAUUAUAUGGGCAGGGAGGACCUGGUCGUAGAUCAGCACUCUCUCAGUGCUACAUUAAAGCCUCUGGGUGUGUGUGUGUGUGUGGAUUUAGCUGUGUACAAAUAACUUAUAGACAGAAUCUAUUCUGACAUGCAUACAUGUAGUGGCUCUAACAGUGUAUGCAGUAUGGACAAACUGAGCCCCUGUGGCUCAAUGUACUGUUUAUGUAAUUAUAGCUCCUUGAAUUAAUAGCUUGUUGAUUGAAGUUAAUUUUAACAUUGAUUGUUGACUAUUGGGCGAAGUUCUAGCAUUGAUCAGCACUUUUCUCUCUCUUUCCAUCACAUUCUGCCUUUCUCUCAGUGCUCUCACUCUGUUCACUGAAAUGCAGUAUCUACAGUACAUUAAAGCUGUUGGACAUAAUCUGAGAAAUAUGACACUAAUAUUUAUAAUAUUCUGAGGGAAAUUACAAUGGCCUAAUUUUGUCCUCAGUUUGAAUUUAUUCUGAAUGUUCCAUAUAGUCAUCUAACACAUUAUCAAAAAAUGACUGACAACGUUAUUUUCUGAUGAAUGAUUAAAUCUCGUCCCCCAACAACCCUCAUGACCUUUUGACCAUACCACCACCACCCGACAUCUCCUUAUGGCUUUGCGUUUUGAUCCCAUCAUUCCUUUAGGCCACCAACCUGGCUCCCUCCACCACCAGUACCACCCUUUCCCUUGGCAACUCCGAUGUCUCCAUACUAAACUACCGAGCUGCACUCUACCAGCCCUCCACAGCCUCCAUGGCUGCCGUGGCACAGAGGAGCAUGCCCCUGCAUCCUGUGGCCCCUCAGCUCUGUGCUGCCCGGCCUGACCCCUUCCAGCAGGCCCUCAUCGUCUGCCCACCUGGCUUCCAAGGUAAGAGGCUUUAGAUUAACACAGUGAAUGCUGUGUAACAAGGCCACAGAUCUAGAAUCAGAUUACUCUAUCCCCGAACUUAACCAUUAGGGAGGGGGGAGGGGGGGGGGGGGUGAACAAAUAUCUGAUUCUGUAUCAGUGGUAAGGCGUCCGUAAAGAGUGAUUAUUUCAUGCCAUCUUGGAACAGGUUUACUUUGAAAAAUAUCAGAAAGAUUACAGAUUGCAACGGGAUCACCUGUAUACAUAAAUGCUAAAUGAGUUAAUUAAAAAGAGCACCUAUAGGCCUUUCUAUAGUCAGGUCUAAGGCUCAGUCAGUUUCAGUAGAGUAGAUCAGCACUGUCUGGCACCAGCGAGUUCAGUUUUCUCCUGAUGAGAGAAGGGCUUAUGAAUUUGUGAGCUGGAACUGCACUACAAUGACUCUGCAAGCCUUUUGUUCUGUAGCUUCCACUGACCCCCCAAGGCAACGACAGUCUUCAUGUUCAAAACGAGAUGCUACGAUAUGUUUAUGAGCUAAUUAGUCAUAUGAAAGGAUUUUAAUAUCUGUGAUUUGAUGCAUUUUGCAGCACCACUUUUGUCUAAUCUCUGUUUAUGCGGUUAAGACUGAAAUAAACAUUAUUUUUGUGUGAUUUAUGUGGAACAGCAUAUAAUAAUUUCCAUUAUUAGACAGUUUGCUCCACUCAACCAAGGGUUUAUUGGGAUGUAAUUUAUAUUGCCAUGACUACCUUUUUGUUUUCAAGUUGAAUCAGUAAUUGAGAGCAGUAUCAUUAUAAACUGUUAUAGUUUUUUUCCUAUAGCAAUUUUGACAUCAUUGUUUCUCCCAAGGUGCAGGCCUUUUUGUGUGGCACAUAGUGUUGUUGUUGUUGUUGUUGUAGUUGUUGUAGUUGUUGUUGACCUCCUCUGUGUUGUGUGUGUUCUCAGGUCUACAGGCAUCUCCGUCCAAACACACGGGCUACUCUGUACGGAUGGACAACGCCGUUCCCAUAGUGACGCAGGCCCCCGGUGCCCAGCCCCUGCAGAUCCAGCCAGGCCUGUUGACACAGGUAGGAAGUAGUGACUCAGUCCUUCGUCAUGGAGAUCAGGGGGCCCACAUAUAUCCCUCCUGAACUCAUAAUGAUAGCUCAUCUUUGUUUCGCUGGAUCAUAAUACACAGAACCUAUUCUAUUUACUGGGAGACAUUCAUACCUAAACACACAUAUGGCUAUGACUAACAGGGUAUUUUGUAUGAUUUGGUCAUGGAAGCUACUUUGGAAAAGGUUGUACCUAUGUAUCCUUUUCUAUAUCAUUGUAACAGGCUAGCCUUUGAUCAAGGCAGGGAGUCAAUCAGGGUGUUCUUGUGAUCAUUCUGCCCCUGCAGGCACUUGUUUUGACUGAGUGAGUUAAACCAUGGUUCCAGUGUCCUCCCUCCCUCCUUUGAAAUAACAUAGCCAUGCAUUAUUCCUACAGUAUAGUAGAGCAUUAAAGUAGAGUAGUAGAGUAGUAGACCACCUCUUCCUCUGGUUUCUAGACAUUUCCAUAAGACCUUUAAUAUCCCUGUAAAGUCCCAGGAGUCAGAAGGCUUCCCUUAUCUAUCGUUAAUCAUGUGGUAGGCAGCUAGCAAGGCUCUCUGAACUGUGAGGAAGACUAAUCUGUCAGAUACCGAAUGGUGAUUAGCUUCAGGGCUGCUUUCUCAGUCAGGCGCUCUGAAAUGACAGGACUCAGAGGAGAAGGACAGGUUUGGAAAGGCUUGGAGGGGUUUGAGGGGUUUGCUCGCCUCCAAAAGGCUACAAGGUCACCCUAUGCCCUAUAGCAUUUACUGUAUAGCAUAAAUGCAGUACUUCAGAAAAACUGUCUCAACAGAAGCUUUCACAAAAUAGUUCACAGUAUAUUAAGAAUGCCACAGUGCAAAGCCCCAAGUAAAGGUAUGAUGGUGGAACAAGCCAAUAUAAUGAAAAUGUUACAGUUCAUGAACCAAAGAGUAUAUUGUGCAAGUAUCAUCCUAUUACUGUGUCAUGCUCUACUGACAUACUGUAUCUUGGCAGAUUUGAUUAAUUAAAGAAAAUCCUCUGUCACACUGCACACAUAUUAAACACAGGGAUGGUGUAGUUGAUCAUGUGGUUUAUUCAGAGCAGCAGCACACCCAAUAAAUUGAUGUAGUGGAUUUGAAUCCCUCAUUCCCUCUGGGAGGUCUCUAAUGCGUGUUGGGGGCUUUAGCCUCCAGGCCUCUCUGCAGCCGCAGCCCACCCUCGACGCAGGCUGGGCUCACUUUCCCUGGGUGUCUGUAGAGCAGAGCUGGGGCUGGAUGGUGUUGGUUGUGGAGGAGGGCCCCAGUUAGCCAGUCCCGGCAGCCAGGCAGCCAGGCAAGACCUUUAUCUGGAGCAGGAAUGCAGAAAUUUGGAAACAAUUGGGGAGUGAGAGCCGGGGCUUUCAGAGCCCUGAGGUGACAAAGGGUUUUCACCCGGGGAGAAGAGGUUGGCAGUGGGAGGCGGGGAGCUAGCUAGUGCCUCUGCUGCUGGGGCAAUGGGUCCUGAGAAGAAAAGAAAAACCGGGCUACCAUUUCAGAGCAGACAGGCCUAUUACACAACACAGACGUCCGGCGAGAGAGGAAUGCAGAGUGCCAGGAAUGGAUGGAGCAGGAUGUUUGGAGAGAUAGAUGGAGGAGAGGAAGAGAUAGAAGUAUUGGUGGCUCUUAAUGGUUUUGGCGUGUUGAUAAAAAGACCUGAGAUGUGAAUAUAACCAUGGGAGAUGUAAAAGGAAGUGGCUUAGGUUGUCUUCUUUUGGACAGUUUUCAUGCCUUGCUAUUGGCGGUGCCUGUGUCCUUUAUCCAUCCACUGCCCAGUCUUGUUUUGUUGACCUGUAGAUGCCUCUCUUCACCCAUUGACUGUUUUUAUUUGAAGUUAAUUAUCUCUCCCAACGUACCUCAGACAAAACAAUUCCACUCCCACAAGCUAGCGGUCAUACACUGUUAUAAACCCUACAAGCGUUUUAUAUCAGUAGAGUAUAACAGGUACAUUGUGCCGACAAAACCAGAAGAAAACAUCUUGAUAUGUAGGCUUUGUACUCUGUAUGAGCCCAGCGCAGAUGUAGGCCUAAGCAUUGAGUUCUGUGCUAUGUGCUGCAACACAUACUGACACUGCCGAAGUAAAUAGAAUAUGCAAACGCUAUUAAAGGAAAAAUUAAUUAUACCCCACAUUAAAGUGCUAAUCAAUAGAGCUGCAUUAAGCUAUUAGGGCUGCAAGCAGACACACACACACACACACAUACACACACACACACACACACACACACACACACACACAGACACACACACAGACACACAGACACACAGACACAUCUUUGACUCUGGGAAUAUUAUGCCUGCCAACUCCCUGCAUUCUGCACCAGCAAUACAAAGCAGCUCCUUUCACAGCAGCCCUGAAUGGGCCUCGAUGUGAAUUUAAUUAAAACCGGAGCUGAUUUGGAUAAUGCCAAACACAUCAGCGCAGGGACCAGGAGGGGAGAGGCAACAUAUCUUUACUACACAUCCAAAGUAUUCCCAGCAAACUGGGAACAUUCCUAGAACAUUAACUAAGAUUCCCAUUAAAGGUUCUAGUUAGGGUUUUAUCUAACAUUAGGAUGAUAACAUCCCAAAAACAUUCCAAGAACAUUCCACAAUGAUCCCACAACAUAAAGAAACAUUCUGGGAACCUUUAAAGAAGAGACUAAAUGUGUUCUGGGAACAUUCUGGUAACAUCAGUUGUAGCUCAGUUGGUAGAGCAUGGCGCUUGCAACGCCAGGGUUGUGGGUUCGAUUCCCACGAGGGGCCAGUAUGAAAAAAAAAAUGUAUGCACUCACUAACUGUAAGUCGCUCUGGAUAAGAGCGUCUGCUAAAAUGACUAAAAAAUAAAUAUAAAUUAAAAAAAUUUGCACCCUAAAAGAAUCAUUGUAGAAUCAUCUGCACAACUGGACAGUUUUUGUGUUUUGGGAUCAUAUAUUUUGAGAUGUCCCCACAAUGUUCCCACCAGACUGUUCCCACAACCUAAUGAAACAUUCUGGGAACAUUUAAAGAACAGAUUAAAUGUGUUCUAGGAACGUUCUUGCAUCAUCAGGUGAAUGUUUUAUACAAACGUUCUAUAAUAAUCAGCACGACUGGACAGGUUUUGUGUUAUGAGAACAUUUGCCACGACCUAACAAAUGUUCUGGGAACAUUCACAAAACCAAUUUUGGUUUGCUGGGUUAUCUGUGCUCUGUUGAUUUGUGCUGCUGGCAAGGCCAGAUAGUUCAGCUGGCUUUGUCUAACUAGCCUACAGUAACACUGGCCAGUUGUUCUGCUUGUAACUGCAAUCCAUUGGCUGUUUUGUGUUUUUACAAGGAUUCCUUAACUUUUGUUACACUUUCAAUUAUUUCCCCUUGUUCCCCCAUGCCUUCAUCUCUGGAAUUAAAACAAUGAGAGAUACAAAAACAACACCUAUUUUUUUGAGGUAGUCUUCUUUGUCGACAUUAAAGUGUACCUCGCAUGAUUGACGUGCAAGGUUGUUAGAUGACAGAUGAUCCCAUAGAGAUACAAUAGAAAUACUAUAUAAUAUAAAUAGUGUUGUAUUUAAUUCUGACUGACCACUUCUCCUCCAUCUCCUCUUUUUCUCUCCCCCCAGCAGGCCUGGCCCAAUGGCACCCAGCAGAUCCUCCUCCCACCAGCCUGGCAGCAGCUCACCCACACCUCAGUCCAGCACGCCACCGUCAUCCCUGACUCCAUGACGGCCUCCCAGCCCCUGGCUAACUGGAGGUAAGGAACAUGAUCUCCUCCUUAUGUAACCAGAGUCUUAUAAGCACUACCAUAACAAAUCAAAUCCUAAAGGACCAGAGAAGACAUUAAAGAUUAGACUUGGUCAAACGUACCAACUUUGUACAGUAUAAGCCUGGAAUAUCUAGCUAUAUGUGUAGCCAAAUGACAGUUUCAUUGUAGCCUGCAAACCAAUUUGAUAUGCUCCGUUUCACCAUGAUUAACAGAGUGUAUCACUUAACAUUCCAGGCUAGUUUCAUUGGCCAACUGUGCAUAAAGUCCUGGUUAACAGGGGAAGUUUGGAUGUAUACAAAGUGCAGAAAGGAUCAGCACAGCAGUGUCCUGAUUGACAGAAGAGCAUGGCCUUGUGACAGGCACUCAGAGGGCUGCCAUGAAUCAGUGUCUACAAGUGAACAGCGGGGCUUUUAUAAGAUAUUUUAGGGGGAUGAGAUGUAUGCACAUGUAAGGACAUCAUCCCAGGCACGGCGUGUCACAAUGUUGACAUGUUAGAUGGAUGGGGCCUGUAGGAAGAUAAGCUGGAUGCAGGUGUGUGUGUCUGCAUGCGAGCAUCCAGGUUAAUCUCUCUCUCGCUCUCGCUCUCUCUCUCUCUCGCUCUCUCUCUCUCUCUCUCUCUCUCUCUCUCUCUCUCUCUCUCUCUCUCUCUCUCUCUCUCUCUCUCUCUCUCUCUCUCUCUCUCUCUCUCUCUCUCUCUCUCUCUCUCUCUCCCUACAAAGAUGAUUGGGAAAGUGUCGCACUUCCUCUGCAGAACUAUCCCUCUACAGCUGCUGGUGUCAGCUGCCCUCCCUCGCUCCCGCACUCUGUAUUCCCCUCGCUCUCUUUUCUCCCCUCUGUCUCACGUGGUGAUUGCUGCCACCCACGGCCUCCUCUGAGAAAUACACAUGCUUUGUCUAAACUCUAGUCCCUUAUGUAAAGCAGUAUGUACUCAUGUGCAGUUAUAGAUAUGUAGUUAGACAUGAAAAUGGGGCAAGGUCACAAUGACGGUUUCUCUAGAUAUAAUAAUAAUAUUUAAACUUAAAUAUACACAUAAAAUACAGGUUCAGAGUAGUGAUGGGACAUUCUGUUGUGUUCCAGGAAUUCUCACCCACACGGCGGCCAUUACAAUCCCAUCAUGCAACAGCCGGCGCUGCUGGCUGGCCACGUCACCCUCCCAUCCAACCACAACCAGCCUCUCAAUGUGGGCGUGGCCCAUGUGAUGAGGCAACCGUCAACCAAUAACAACAACUCCUCUUCCAAAAAGAACAAGCAGCAUAAGAUGACUGCCAGGUAAGCAUAACUAGGACCUCCUACAUAACUAGGACCUCCUACACAACUAGGACCUCCUACACAACUAGGACCUCCUACACAACUAGGACCUCCUACACAACUAGGACCUCCUACACAACUACGACCUCCUAUACAACUAGGAUCUCUUUAGAUCUGAACACAAAACAAUCAGUGACUGACCAUCACCUACAGUCCCCCUGUCUUUCCUGAUUCACUGUGAAGAUUAUUUGGCACUGGCGGCUUUCAACCUUCAACCAAUCAGAACACAAUAGCCAGCUCGAAGUCGAAAGUGAAACAUAAAAAAUGCAAAUAAUCUGUCAGCUGUUACCUGGGCAGUGUCUGUCUUCGGUAUUAUUACUCUGUAUGUAGUAGUAGGUGCCACCUAGUAUUAGGUUGUAGUAGUAGGUGCCACCUCAUCCCCCUCUCCUCUCUCUCCCGUCAGGAAUGUGUCUGCGUACGAGGUGUCCUCCUCCCAGGCGGUACUAUCACCACAGCGCUCCAAGCGGGUGAAGGAGAACACCCCUCCACGUUGUGCUGUGCUUCAGAACAAUGGCCCUUCCUCCGGCUCCAGCUGCGGACCCCCCCUGGGCUGUGGAGGGUGGGGACGGGGCGAGGCAGAGCAGGCCUCCAGCACCACCCGGGACCACCACCAGCACCACAACGGGCAGCGUCAGACCAUCAUCAUCCCUGAUACGCCCAGCCCUGCCGUCAGCAUCAUCACUAUCAGCAGUGACACGGACGAGGAGGAUGAUCACAAUCAGAGCAACACCAACCAUACCAGGUACAGGUCAGCCAUUUGGGGUCAGACAUGACACACAUGCAGGGUUCUGGGAGCCAGGGUUAAGUACAUACAUUUACAUUUACGUCAUUUAGCAGACGCUCUUAUCCAGAGUGACUUACAAACUUACAAACUACAAACAAACUUACGUGACAGGAGGCCAUGUUUAGUGCCUGUUUAGUUUCAUUACUGAAAGAGCAGGGUUUCAUUUCUUUUCAGUUCCAGCCAAUUCAGUAAUACGAUUGGACAUGAUUGGCAUAAGGGCAUUUUUUUGUGGAUUGAUCUGAAUUCACUAUAUAUUAUGGAAUCGACACCAACAUUGGUCAGAAGGUUAGUAGGCUGAUCAAUGCUAUAUGUACCAUUACUAAAAAGUGAUCCUCCUCCUUGCAGCUCAUCCAAGCAGAGGAAGAACAUCAUCAGCUGUGUCACAGUACACGACUCCCCCGACUCGGACUCAUCCAGUAACAACAGUCCCUAUGCAGUAGAGUCCAGGCUGCCCAACAACAACGGCUACCAUGACUCCAAGACCACCCUACUGGACAACUACAGCAACGGAAACAACCUUCGCUCCAUCAUCAUUCCCCCUCUGAAGAGCCAGUCCAGCGAGGUGCUGAGCGAGUGUGAGCGCCUGAUACCAGGUACCUACACAGGUAUCUACACAGGUACUUACAGAGAUCCACACACCCACUUAGACAGGGAGGGAUGGUUGAUACUCUUUCAUCUAGAGUAUAGGAAAUACUAUUAUCAUUAUUUGAAACACAUUGUUACAAAUGUACCCAUUAUUAUCAUUGUUGGUUCUCCAAAUGAACCUUCGCUAAGCCCUGCCCCAUUGGUUACUGUUGCUACCUCGGUUCCCAAUUAUUUAUUUUUUGCAUAUUUAUACUGUAAUGUGUUAUUAUUUUCUUGACCUGGAUUGACCUUGUUCCCUUUACUCUGCAGAUGCAAUGAAUCAUCAGAAUUCGGCGUACAAGUUCAAAACCUCCAACGGCGUGGGCAUGGUGUCUGGCAACAACCACCUGUCGGGGGGUGUGGCUUACCGACAGCAGCGCUCGGGGCCACACCCCUUCCAGCAGCAGCAGCCUCUCAAUCUCAGCCAGGUAUGGAGAGAGAGCCAAGUAAGGACCCAUCUAAAUGAUUUAUAUAAUUAUCAAUCAAUCAAUCACAUUUAUUUAUAAAACCCUUUUUACAUCAGCAGAUGUCACAAAGUACUAUACAGAAACCCUGCCUAAAACCCCAUACAGUAAGCAAUGCAGAUGUAGAAGCACGGUGGCUAGGAAAAACUCCCUAGAAAGGCAGGAACCUAGGAAGAAACCUAGAGAGGAACCAGGCUCUGAGGGGUGGCCAGUCCACUUCUGGUUGUGCCAGGUGGAGAUAAUAAGAGUAAAUGGCCAUUAAGGCCAGAUUGUUCUUCAAGACGUUCAAAGGUACAUAGAUGACCAGCAGGGUCAAAAAAUAAUCUCAGUGGUUGUUGAGGGUGCAACAGGUCAGGACCUCAGGAGUAAAUGUCAGUUGGCUUUUCAUAGCCGAGCAUUCAGAGGUCGAGACAUUAGGUGCGUUAGAGAGAGAUAGAGUCGAAAACAGCAGGGUAGCACGUCCGGUGAACAGGUCAGGGUUCCAUAGCCGCAGGCAGAAGAGUUGAAACUGGAGCAGCAGCACAGCCAGGUGGACUGGGGACAGCAAGGAGGCAUCAGGCCAGGUAGUCCUGAGGCAUGGUCCUAGGGCUCAGGUCCUCCGGGAGGGGAGGGAGAGAGAGAGAUAAUUAGAGGGAGCAUACUUAAAUUCACACAUGACACCAGAUAAGACAGGAGAAUUACACCAGAUAUAACAGACUGACCCUAGCCCCCCGGCACAUAGACUAUUGCAGCAUAGAUUAACUGUGUGGAAAGUGAGACUGGCAUUUGGAUUUCACUGACUCCAUCCUCGUAUCUCUCUUCUCUCCUCUCCAGGCCCAGCAGCACAUGGUAACUGAGCGGAACGGAGGCCACCGGCGCCAGCAGGCUUACAUCACCCCAACCAUCGGCGCCCAGGCGCCCUACUCCUUCCACCACCACAACAGCCCUUCUCACACUGCCAACGUGCACACCCACCUGUCUGCCACCCACCUGUCUGCCACCCACCUGGCUGCCACCCACCUGGCUGCCACCCACCUGCCCGGCCAGCCCCACCUCUACACCUACACCACCACGCCCGCAGCCCUGGGCUCCACGGGCACUGUGGCCCACCUGGUGGCAACCCCGGGCUCUGCCCGCCACACGGUCCAGCACACCACCUACCACACACCGGGCAUCGUUCACCAGGUGCCCGUCAGCAUGGGGCACCAUGUGCUGCCCUCGCCCACCCUCCACCACAGCCAGUACCAGGCUCAGUUUGCUCACCAGACAUACAUCAGCGCCUCGCCUGCCUCCACAGUCUACACUGGAUACCCGCUGAGCCCUACCAAGGUGAACCAGUACCCUUACCUCUAGAGAAAAGCCAACACACUGGAGACCCAGACCCCCCCAGAUCCAGACCCCAGCAAUGAUGCUGCUGCUGCUCAAUCCAUGUCCUCCCUCCCUAUCCCCACUCCACAGACAGAGAGAUAG
Molecule: messenger RNA, 12763 nt
Organism: Coregonus sp. 'balchen'
Lineage: Eukaryota; Metazoa; Chordata; Actinopteri; Salmoniformes; Salmonidae
Source: the annotation of a GenBank genome assembly